AAGAAAAAAAAAAAAAAAAAGCAAAGAGACUCAAAAACAAAAAUAAAAACCCUUCUCUGUCCUCCAUUUUCACACCUCCUCUCACCUUUUUUUCUUUCUUUCUUUCUCUCUCUCUCUCUCUCUCUACAAAUGGAGAACUUUAGAUCUCGAUCGUGUAGAGAUGGUGGCGGAGGAGGAGGGAUGCAGAUGGAUGUUUACUACGGGAACAGAGCAGCUCCGACGAGUAUGCGCGAUCUGAGAUGCUAUAGCGCCAAUUACGCCGGCUCAUCGGCUCCGGCACCGGCAAACGAAGCGAAGAUCAAGAAAGUGAAAAGCGGUGUUGGUUCGACAUCGAAGAGCUGGAGCUUGAACGAUCCUGAGUUGCAGAGGAAGAAAAGAGUGGCUGGGUAUAAAGCUUACGCUGUUGAGGGAAAGAUGAAAGGCUCUUUUCGUAAAAGCUUCAGGUGGAUCAAAAGUACUUACACUCAAGUCAUCUAUGGCUGGCGCUGAUCAUUUCGGUAUUUUUAUUUUUUUUCUCAUUUUCUUUAAUUUGUUCUAUUAAUUAAUAUUUAUAUAGUAUAUAAUUAAUUAAUUAUAUAUAUAUUUAGCCUUCUACCUUCUGGGUCUGAGUUCUUCUAGUUCAUGGUUAAUUGUUAUGAACUGUUAAGUUCUAAUAAAUUUCUAUUGAAAAUCCUAUAUUAGUUGUUGUUGGAUCUUAAAGCUAAUCUGAACAAAUAAUGAUAAUAAUAAUAAUAAUAAUUAUAGCAAUUAUAUCA
Molecule: messenger RNA, 755 nt
Organism: Cannabis sativa
Lineage: Eukaryota; Viridiplantae; Streptophyta; Magnoliopsida; Rosales; Cannabaceae
Exons: 1
Coding region: 130-489 (119 amino acids)
Source: RefSeq, a predicted model, not a curated record